UGUAAAUGCAAAGAUAGUAAAAUUAAUUUUCUUUUUUUUCUGUUUAAAAAAUGAAUUAUUUAUAUCUCAUUUAUAAUUUAAUAAAAAAAACAAAAUUAAUCGAACAAUAAAUGGGUGAUUAAAUAAGAUAUUUUUACGUAUUGUGUCAAAAAUAGUGAUUUUAAGUUCUAAGUGAAAUAAACUGUGUUUUCCAAAAUGGGAUUUCAAUUACAGUUGAUGCUUGUUUAUUACAUUUUUUAUUAAUAAACGAUUAUUCUUUAUUCCAUUGUGAAACAUGAAAAUAUUGCUUCUAUUUAUAAACUGAAAAAUAGAUUUACAGUUAAUCUGUAUGUUUAAUAUUUUUAAAAAGCACAUUUUGUUAAAAAUUUAUUUUAUUCUAUAAGAUAUAACAGAAUGUUUUAAAUUUCAAAAGAAUUCAACUAGUGUGUGAUAGUUAUUUAUCGAUUUGAUACCUGUUUUCUUUAUAUUUAAAAACAUGUAUCGUAAAGUCCUGAAAACUUACAAUCGAAAGAACAAUGGGAAACUUGAUUUCUCAUCAAUUCAAGGCCAAUCAACUAUAAAACCUGUAGAAAUUACAAAAAAUACAGAAAAAGAAAUUAUAAAUGAUACUUUUGAGGAUCCACAUGAUACAACUUUUGAUCGCAUUCUAAGAGAAUUCAAAAAUAAACCAAAUCCUCCACCAGUUCAAGAAAUAUCCUAUGAUUCCUAUACAGAAACUGACAUUGAUUCUUCUUUUAUAAAUCAAUCGUCAUCAGAUUCUGAUGAUGAUUUCGUUUAUAAAGCAAAAAGUCGAAAAAUGAAUUUAAAAUUGAAUAAACAAAGUUCACGUCUUGAAAAACAGAAGUCUUCCAAAUUACUUGACGAACAAGAAACGAAAAAAAGUCAAUUAACUAAAAAAACUAAAAGCAAAAAAUUAAUCCACGAUGAUACUCACAGUUCUUUCAAUUUCGUUUCAUCGGAAAAAGAAAAUACUUUAAAUGAUAAAUCAAAUAAUAAUAAAUUUCAACAUUCAAAUUUAAAAUCGUGUUCAAUUUUAUUAAAACAAUGUGAUUUGAUUAUGUCAAAGAAACAAGAGAAUAUAGUGAAAUUAAAACCCUGCUCAAUUAAACUAUCUCGUUUGAGGGUAAACUCUUUACCUGAAACAAUUCACAAUAAUUUAAAAAGAAAAUCAGAAGAGAAAUUUAUUAACAAUUUCAAAAGGCAAAGGAUAGAAAAUGAGGAAAAUGAUGAAAAAAAAUCGAAUACAAUUUCUCAAAGUAUAAAUGAUGAAAGUUAUGAUGAAAUUGUAAACAAAUCAAAAAAGAAAUCAAUUAAAAAUAUUGAAAAAAAGAAAAGAAGAUCUGCUAUAAUUUUUGAAAAUUUAAUAAGAAAUUCAAUAGGAGCAAAGGAGAAUGUCAAAAAAUUACGAAAAGUUCAAACUCCCCCAAAAAUAGAUAGUCCAAUUGAAAUCAAGAGUCCAAUAAUUUUGAAAGAAUGUAGUGUUAAUUUAACACGCAUCAAUUCACCAUCAAUUUCAUUUACAAAUAAUUUUGUUAGCAGUACUCCUUUUAUAAAGAAAAAUAUAAAUCUACAUAAACAAUCAUUACCUUUAAAUUUGGAAAUUAGUAAUAUUACCUCACCGAUAGUUAAACAAAAUAUUCCUUCAACACCUGACAAACAAUUAAUCACAUCAAAUCAAUUUAAAGAACCAUCAUCAAUUCCAUUAAAAAAUAUUAACAAAUCAAAAACUGUCAAUCUUCAAAAUGAUUUGAGUGAAAAUUUUCAAGAUAAUACGGAAAAUUGGAAUAAUUCCUCUGAUUAUUCAGAAAUUGAAUGGGAGACUAUCAAUGAAUCUGAACUCUCAAAAGAACCAUCUUUGCAAAGAAAAUUUAGAUUACUUCCACCUAAUGAUAAAACAAAAGCAAAUUUAACUAAAAAUUCAUCAUCAAUUACCGAUACAAGUUUCUCGAUAAAUGAUAGAAAAAAUAAAGAAACAUUGAUAAAUAAAAGUUUAGAAGUCUCCUUAGAACGAUGUCACGUUGGUACUAAAAGAUUUUUAAACAAAAGUCCAGAAUACGAAAAAUCUAUGUCCUUAUGUUUCGACGAUACAAAAUCACAAGAUGAUAAUUUAAAUUCCUCUUCGGUAAUAACAACAGACAGUAAAGAUUUAAAGAAAUUUUCAUCAGUUUCCGUGAAAUUAACUAAAUUAGAAUAUCCCGAAUCUUACAAUAAUUCGUCAAUUUUAAAUCAAAGUGAUUUAAAGGGUUUCGAAAGAAAAUUAGAACUUUCUCUUAAGAAAUUAUCACCAAUGACUUCAAUUCCCACAAGUAUUGUUUAUUCAAUUGCAGUCGAGGAUUCAAGAAAUGAUAUAUCAUUAAUUAACGAUACAAAUAAAAAAAAAGAAAAAUCUCUUGAAUUUGAAAAUUCCAGUUUAAGAAGAUGUUUAAAUUAUGAUGAAGAGCCAGAAAUUCAAAAUAUAAAUAACAACGUAUCUCCAAUUAAGAAAGACAAAACACUUAAUGAUACAAAUGAAUCCAAUUCGGAAAUUUCAAUUAUUGAAUCCUCAUUGAAAGAAGACGAUGAAGUGAAAAGAAAAUCUCAUUUGGAAGUUUCAGUAAUUCUUUCACCGUUAAAAAUGGAAAAAUCUCAAUAUUUCCAGAAAAAAGAAACGUCAAAUCAAAUUAUUGAAAAUUCAACAAUUGAUAGUGGUAAUUCAUUUGAAAGUACAAGUGCCAUAAAAAAUACUCAAGAAUUUGUGUUAGACGAUAAUAAUUCAUCAUUAAAAGUUAGUCAAGAUUCAGGGCAAGUUAAUGAUUCUUUGACAAAAAGUAGUCAAGAUUCUAUGAAUGAUGAUUCAUUAACAAAAAAAGGCCAAUAUGAAAAAUAUGUAAAGCCAUUUAAGCAGUAUCAAAUAAAUUCACAAGAAGAAAUAAUGGAUGCAGAGACUGUAAUAUAUGAUAAAAAUGACAAAAAUAAUAUAGUUACAAAGGCUGUGAAUGCUAGUGAAAUUAAUUCUAAAGAAUCACUUAAACAAUUAAAAGAUUCAGUAAAAAUAACGCAACGACGAAAAAAAUAUCAAAAUUGGGGAUGGCGGCUCUCUGAUAUUUCAGAAAAUGAAAGUAGAAAUUUUAAUGAGAAUGAAAUAAUAAAUGAUGAUGAUGAAGUGAUUCCAAAAGAAGCUGAAAAGAAUGCUAAUAUUUCUUCAAUUAGUAAUAAUUCACUAAUUGAACAAUCACAACCAGAACAGCAUUUAUUUUUGAAACCUGGUAAAUCUUGGGCAAGAUCAUUGUCAAUUUUAAAUAAUAUUCAUUCUCAAACUGAUGUGGACAGAUUUUCUGUUGGAAAAGGAAAGAAAUGGAGGCACAGCGUCAUUUCCAUUUUGGAUAUGCAAAAUAAAGGCAAUCUUCAAAGUUGUAUAAAAGAACAGGAAACAUCAAAUUCAAAUUCACCAAUUAAAGAUCAAAAUGGAAUUGUUGAAUAUCCGAGAAUUGAAAGAUUUAGUCAAAUUGGAUCAACUAGUCCUAGUCGUUUAUUCAAGAGAAUUUCAAUUCGUGUUGUACCUGAUGUUAAAAAAUUUGAUAUCAAUAAUGAAGAUACACAAUUUUUAGAAGCAUAUGGCAUUCCAUCGAGUCAAACAAAAACAGUUUCAAGUAUUCAAGAAAAUGACAAAUCCAUAGCUUCACCUGAGAAGAGUUUAUUGCAUUCACAAGAUUCUAUUCAAGAAAUUAUCGAUUCUCAACCUUUGACAACUGCAAAAUGUGUUGUUUUAGAAAAAUGUCAUCAAACUGAGUAUUUGCCAUUUAAUCAAUGCUAUCCCAAAAAGUUUUUAAAAUCCUGUCGAAAAAUUGGCGAAGGUGUUUAUGGUGAAGUGUUUUUGUAUAAUAACGAGACUGAUAGUUCAGUAAUAAAAAUUAUUCCAAUUGAAGGCGAUGAAUUAGUAAAUGGAGAACCACAAAAGAAAUUCCAUGAAAUUCUCUCUGAAAUUGUUAUUGCCAAGGAACUUCACGAUCUUCGAUUUAACGAAAUGUACAACACCUCUAGUUUUGUCGAAGUGAAAAAUAUUAAAUGUAUUGAAGGGAAAUAUCCAUCGAAAUUAAUUGAACACUGGCAAACUUAUGAUAAUGAGAAAAAGUCAGAAAACGAUUGCCCAUCAAUGUUUAAAAAUGAUCAAUUGUAUAUUUCAUUGGAACUUGGUAACGGUGGACAGGAUUUGGAAGCUUUUGUUUUUCAAAAUUCCGAGGAGACAUAUUCAGUUUUUUUACAGAUUGCCAUCGCAAUGGCCGUUGCAGAACAAAGUCUCGAAUUUGAACAUCGAGAUAUGCAUUGGGGAAAUAUUUUGAUAUCAAGAACAAAAAAAUCGCAAUUUUCUUAUAAACUUGGAAAUUUGGAAAUCAAUUUACCCUCAAAUGGCUUGAAGGUGGCAAUUAUCGAUUUCACACUUUCACGAAUGUCAUACAAGGGCUGUUGUAUUUUUAAUGAUUUAGCAUUGGAUCCCGCUUUAUUCACCGCUGAAGGAGAAUAUCAAUUUGAAAUUUAUCGUCUGAUGAGAGAUAAAUUGGGAAACGACUGGCAGACAUUUGAGCCAUAUACAAAUAUUCUUUGGUUGCACUAUACUUUAGAUAAAAUGAUAAAAGCCGUUCGUUACAAUAAAAAGAAAAUGACAUCAAAAAUUCACAAGAAUGGAAUUGAAAAAUUGAAGAAUUUAAAAACUGAAAUUCUCUUUUACGACAGUGCAUUUGAUUUAGUGACUAAAUGUGAUAAAUUUACUGUUCUCUAUGAAGAUUUCAAUUCUUCGACUGAUGAUAACGAUAAGUAGUAUUUGUAAAUAUUAUAAAAGUAUAUAUUUUUUUUAUGCAAUAUUUUUAGACUUCUUUAUAAAAUGUUUUUCUUGUUUCUCAAGAGACAUUCCGUUAGUUUGAUAGAUGUUACAUUAUUAAUUAUUACUUUUUUUAUUAAACAACAUUUGUUAAUAUUCGUAAGCGAAUAAAAUAGUAAAAGAAAGAAGAAAAUAUUAUUUCAAGAAUUUAUUUUUGAAAAAAUGUAAAUCAGCUUUUUAAUAGAAAAGUUUUUUCUUUGUAAAUAAUUUAUUUUGAAAUGUAGGUAUUAACUUCAAUCUAAUAUUAAUUAAAUUUCA
Leptopilina boulardi is the source of this 5113-nucleotide messenger RNA. RefSeq lists its product as uncharacterized. Gene Ontology annotation, molecular function: histone H3T3 kinase activity; ATP binding. NCBI's taxonomy places the organism in Eukaryota, Metazoa, Arthropoda, Insecta, Hymenoptera, Figitidae. The record is from RefSeq and is a predicted model, not a curated record. Gene Ontology annotation, cellular component: cytoplasm; nucleus. Gene Ontology annotation, biological process: mitotic cell cycle; intracellular signal transduction; protein phosphorylation. The transcript has 9 exons. The coding region runs from base 476 to 4795 and encodes 1439 amino acids.